Messenger RNA from Cucumis sativus (cucumber), 1062 nucleotides. RefSeq names its product nuclear polyadenylated RNA-binding protein 3. The record is from RefSeq and is a predicted model, not a curated record. The transcript has a single exon. NCBI's taxonomy places the organism in Eukaryota, Viridiplantae, Streptophyta, Magnoliopsida, Cucurbitales, Cucurbitaceae. Bases 213 to 632 code for a protein of 139 amino acids.
UGACCCACAAAAGUAUUUCUAAUUUCAAGGGCAGCCCAUGUUUUCUUUCUUAAAAAAAAAAAAAAAAAAGAAAAGAAAAAAGAAAACUUUUUUAGUUUUUGCUUUAUAUAACCUCUCCCCAUGCCACACCCUCCAUUUGUUAAUAUUCUACUAAAUAAAUCAACACAUCACCUUUUUCUUGUUUUCUUAUUCUUUUUUUCAUUUUGAUCAUUAUGCUCUCAUCUCCUCUCUUCUUCAACUUCUAUCCUCACCAUUUUGUUCAUAACCAAGGCAACCACAUUGAGGAUAUUUCCUCUUAUUUUCUCUUUGAGGCCACUGGGGACUCCGAGGUCGACCUUCAGAGCUCGUCUCCCGUCUCCACGGAGUUCAACGACGCGGAAUCAUGCACCGAUGACACUGAUCGUAUUAUGUUAUGUAAUAAUGAAGAUGAUGAAGAUGAAGAAGAGAUGGGUGUUGAGAAUGAUGAUGAUGAUGGGGAUGAAGAAGAAGAAGAAGAAGAAGUAGUUGAAAGCAAGGCCAUUGGGUUUUCAAUAAAGUCAAAUGCUUCUAUUGAUUCAACUAAGGAUGAGUUCAAAAUGUUGAAUGAAGUUGAUAAAAACAGGUUGUUUUGGGAGACUUGUUUGGCUUCAUAGGGUUUUUUUUUUUUUUUUUUUUUUUUUUUUUUUUUUUUUUCCAAUCUCAUUUCUGAAAAACUGGGAGGGUUGUGGUGAAGGAAAAAUGAAGGAAACUUGUGGGAUUUCUUUCUUUUUUUAAAAAAAAAAUAUAUACUUUUGUUGGUGUUGCUGUUUGAUGUUUAAAAUGUACAUGAAAGCAAGAGAUGGAUUUUUAUUGAUCCAUUUAAGACAUUUCUUUUUCUUUUCGUUUGACUUUGUGUUAUUGCCUUCUUUUUCUGGGUUCAUUUAUGAUGUUUUAAGAUUUCUGAAGAUGGGGUGGUAAUUCUCAAGUUGGACCUACACAAAAACUAUUCAUUUUAAAUGGGCUAAAUUGUAAAUCUUGUCUCUGGUUUCAAGAAGUUUAGAUUUCAGUUCUUAUAUUAAAAUUUAAUAUUACCAAUUUACAUGA